Messenger RNA from Sycon ciliatum, 2391 nucleotides. RefSeq names its product b(0,+)-type amino acid transporter 1-like. Bases 233 to 1942 code for a protein of 569 amino acids. NCBI's taxonomy places the organism in Eukaryota, Metazoa, Porifera, Calcarea, Leucosolenida, Sycettidae. The record is from RefSeq and is a predicted model, not a curated record. Gene Ontology annotation, biological process: amino acid transmembrane transport. Gene Ontology annotation, molecular function: L-amino acid transmembrane transporter activity. Gene Ontology annotation, cellular component: membrane. The transcript has 10 exons.
AGAAAGAACUAUAGCAGGUGGAUACCCUGGCGGGAAACAGGACGCAACAUCGCGGCAAUGAGCUACUUUGCCCAGAACCGUGUGUAGGAAUACCGGAUAGCCCGAGCAGCAGCCGCAAACUUACUCUAGAUCUGUGCGGAACUAAUCAUUUGGGAGAUAAAGUUUUUUGAAAAUAGUGUUGCCAGAACACCCCUCAUUUGUUAUCCUUGAGGGACAUCAGAGUUUGUAGAAAAUGGGCGAUGAAGCGACCACGUCGCUGACCUUUGUCAGUACCUCUGCGUACCAUGGCAGUGAAAAUGCUCCCGCACAGGGCAAGGUCAUAACUGCAAGAACUGGUUCGGGCACGGAGGAGUUUGGUAUUGCAAGCGGUGAAGUGGAGUAUACAGGCGAACGCAAACCACUGCUUGGCAAGGGAGCCGACACCGGUGCACCGUCGGAUGGCAAGGGCGCGCUAGCCCGCGACCUCACGCUGAUCAAUGCAAUCGGUCUGGUGGUGGGUUCGAUCAUAGGUUCCGGAAUUUUCAUCACACCCAAUCAGGUCUUGGAGCAAACUGGCUCAGUGGGUGUCUCAUUCUUUGUGUGGAUUGGCUGUGGAGUUUUGGCCAUUGGUGGAGCAUUGUGUUUUUGUGAGCUGGGUACCAGUAUACCUAAUGCUGGAGCAACUUAUGCGUAUAUACUACGCGCAUUUGGAGGUCUGCCGGCUUUCCUCUACAUUUGGACUGCGGCGUUUGUCAUCCGUCCGGCAUCGCGUGCGAUUAUCAGCUUGGCGUUCGCUGAGUAUCUUUCUCGGCCGUUCUACGGUCCUCAAAACAACAACCUACCCAACUCGUCAAACUCGACACUCAACUUCACGUUGAUGGAGGGCGGCCCGGAUGAUGAUUUUGACCCGCGGGAGGGUCCAGCUCCCGUGUGGCUGGUAAAGCUACUCGCAGCACUCUGUGUCACUAUCCUAUGCCUAGUGAACAUCUACGGUGUCAAGUUGAUGGCCAAGGUUCAGGAUAUCUCCAUGGUGGUGAAGCUGCUGGCUAUUGUACUGCUAAUCAUCACUGGAUUGAUAUACAUUGGGCAAGGGAACACCGAGAACAUCAAGAACUUCAUGAACGGCACUGAUGUGUCUGCAGCCAGGUUAGGAAAGGCCUUCUAUGGAGGACUGUGGGCGUACGAUGGAUGGGACACGUUAUUCUUUGCAGCGGAAGAGGUGAAUAACGUUGGCAAGAUAUUCCCAUGGGGUAUCAAGAUCGGCAUGGCUAUAGUGAUCUUUGCCUACAUAUUGGCCAACAUAGCCUACAUGUCACUGCUCUCUGCUCAGCAAAUCAUUGAAACAACCGUCAUUGCAGUGGAUGCGGUGGAUCCCGUCUUGAAGACCGCUGGCGCAGUCUACAUCAUGCCAUUGUUGGUGGCUGUGUCCACGUUCGGAGCUACCAAUGGUGCUACGUUCACGGCCGGAAGACAAACGUUUUCAGCGGCACGAGAGGGAAGCUUCCCGACCUUCCUGUCCGCCGUACACAACAAGUACAAGACACCGAUUUCCGCACUCAUCUUCCAGGCAGUGCUGGCUAUUUUCUAUCUCAUCCCUGGCGACAUUGGUAACCUGGUGGACAUCUUUAGUUUUGCGUCCUGGGUCUUCUAUGGUACCUGCUUUGUGGGCCUGAUUGUCUUGCGAUUCAGAGAGCCACACUUACAUAGACCUUACAAGGUCUUCAUCGUCAUACCCUUCCUGAUGACUCUGGCAGCCGGAUACCUGGUUAUUGCGCCCUUCUUCGACGACCCGUACAAUUCUCUAUACGUAUCGGCAGCCAUUGCAGCCGGCGCUCCAGCAUACUUCAUCUUUACAUAUCCUCGCACCAGUCCGGAUUUUCUACACAGCAUCUCAGAUGUGCUGACACGCUGGACCCUGAUGCUGUGCCGAUCCACUCUGCCCGCGGCUGAUCUGGACUUCUAACUUUACCGGCCACACAUCAAACACGGAUAGAUUUCAACACAUGGAUUAGAUUUGAUGCCUUUGAAGUUUUCUUCCAAAUACUAUACACUCAGUGUCUGAUGAAUUUAUUUUGAAUGGACAUUUUACUUUCUUGGUCAAACGGAAUUUAUAGAAAGUUUAUGCUUUUAAGAGUUAUGAGUAUCUAGCAUAUAAAUGUUUGAUGUGGAGUUGGAGAAAUGAAGCAUCAAUCAUAAUAAUAUGUACAUGUAUUGUAUGAUCUGUUUGAGCAUUACAUUGUAUAUUAUCCUUUGAAUAAUUCACUGAUGUAUUCGAUAUUACUCACGUUUCACAUUGCCUAUCAUUUUCUUCAUUUCCAUUUCUACUUGUAUGAAUUGAUAGAGAGCUGAUUGUUUACAAUCGGGCUAUUUCUUUGAAAUUCUUUGAAUUUGAAGAAUACGACUUACGUAAGA